AUGAGACGAGGAGUCAAAGAAUUAUCACACACACUCAUAAAGGCCCUCAACUUCUCCAUCGCUGUCCUCUUGCAACGUGCCAUCCGAUUCCUCUUCAUCUCCCUCACGCCGAUCCUCAUUGAUAUGCCCGAUAUGCAUCCCUACAACGGCGCAGUGCGCAAGCUUGUGCUAGCCAUAGAUGUUGGUACAACACACUCCGGAAUCGCCUACACGAUCUUGGAUCCUGGGGAAGUCCCCAAAAUCCACAGUGUGACUCGCUUCCCCGGCCAAGAGAACUCUCCGGGGGGUUUUAAGAUUCCGUCUAUAAUCUUGUACACGCCUGCCGGGUUGGUCGCCUACGCUGGCGCCGAGGCCGUAGCUCAGGGGAUGGAAAUGAAAAUUCAGCAGGAAUCACUCGUGUUCGUCGAAUGGUUCAAGCUCCACCUGCGCCCGCAACGCCUCGGCUUCCACGAGGUCAAGAGGAGUGCUCUUCCCCCGCUCCCUUCGGGCAAGACCGCCCAGGCAGUAUUCGCCGACUUUCUGGCGUACCUCUUCCGGUGUGCGAAGCGCUUCAUCUGCGAGUCGCACGCCAACGGCGACAACCUGUGGACCUCCCUCGAAGGCUCGAUCGAGUUCGUGCUCUCGCACCCGAACGGCUGGGAGGGCGCGCAGCAGGAAAAGAUGCGGCAGGCGGCGGUCAUAGCCGGACUGGUGCCGAGCACGGACGAAGGCCGCGCGCGCGUGCGUUUCGUCACCGAGGGCGAGGCGAGCCUCAACUUUUGCGUCCACAAUGGGCUCACGACGGAGUCGACGCGGAGUGGGCAGAGCGUUAUGAUCAUCGACGCCGGAGGAGGAACGAUUGACAUCAGCAGCUACGAGUUCGCAUCCAUGUCGCCCCUAUCGGUUGAAGAAGUGACUGCUCCAGACUGUAUCCUCCAAGGCUCGACUCGUGUGAACGCGCGCGCCACGACUUACCUCGAAGAACUGCUCAAGAAAUCAUCUUUCGGCAACAAGGAGGACAUCAAGUCGAUGGUCGAGCACUUCGACAGUGCGGCAAAGCGAGUAUUCAAGGACGAGAACGAGACUUCGUACAUCAAGUUCGGUUCCGCGAGAUGCAACGACCCGAAUGUCGGUAUCCGCAACGGUCAGCUGGCGCUCCCGGGUGACGUCAUGCGCGGGUUCUUCCGACCGUCGCUGGACGCAAUCAUCGGUAUUGUUACGAAGCAGCGUCGAGAGGCCACUAGGCCUCCGGACACGGUAUUCCUUGUAGGCGGGUUUGCGGCCAAUCCCUGGCUCUACUCCGAGCUCAAAUCCCGUCUAAAAACCAUCGGGCUCACCCUCUGCCGCCCGGAUUCGCAUACAGACAAGGCGGUUUCGAGUGGCGCCCUGUGCUUUUACCUCGAACAUUCCGUGUCCGCUCGCGUCGCGAAGACUACGUACGGUAUACAGAUUCAGUACACUUACAAUCCUAGCGAUGCGGAGCACCUCGCACGCAGCGCAAAGACAUACGAGGACGUGACAGGAAUCACGAGGCUCGGCGAUGGCUUCUCAUCGGUGUUGCAACGGCGAACGCGCGUGCGCGAAACCCAAGAGAUAUCGCAGUCGUACUUACAGUUAGCGCGAGAGUCACGCAAGCUGGACAGCAUCAAGUGUGACGUCCUGUGCUUUCACGGGCCUCUCGAAGAUCCGCGCUGGACGGACGUCGACCCCGACCAGUACACGACGCUUUGCACCAUCCACGCUGACACGUCGCGGAUCGCGCGCGUGGCGCAGCAAGGCAGGAACGGCGUCUACUACUCGCAGGAUUUCGACGUCGUUCUGCUUUGCGGGCUCACUGAGCUUCAGGCGCAAAUCCGCUGGCGAGAGAAUGUGAGCUGGAUCUCUUGA
Molecule: messenger RNA, 1866 nt
Organism: Epithele typhae
Lineage: Eukaryota; Fungi; Basidiomycota; Agaricomycetes; Polyporales; Epitheliaceae
Exons: 12
Coding region: 1-1866 (621 amino acids)
Source: RefSeq, a predicted model, not a curated record